This is a messenger RNA of Scheffersomyces amazonensis, 4103 nucleotides long. RefSeq lists its product as uncharacterized. The record is from RefSeq and is a predicted model, not a curated record. The transcript has a single exon. The coding region runs from base 233 to 4051 and encodes 1272 amino acids. Gene Ontology annotation, cellular component: cytoplasmic stress granule. NCBI's taxonomy places the organism in Eukaryota, Fungi, Ascomycota, Pichiomycetes, Serinales, Debaryomycetaceae. Gene Ontology annotation, molecular function: mRNA binding.
CUUCGCUUUUUUCACCAGACCGAUUCACCACUACCACCACUAAAACUAUCACCACUUACCAAUACUGACUAAAAUUCACUAACUACAACUACAACUUCACUAAAAAGUAAAUCUGUACCGUAAGCGUGCCCCCUCCCCUCGCUACCACUCGUUAUCUUUCGCUACGGUCCAUCCACUAUCGACCCACGACCCAUUAGUCCCCCCAUGAACCACUAGCCACUCUCGCUAAAUAAUGUAUCCUAUAUACUAUUCUGCUCAGCAGCCUCUCCACCAUCAAAACCAAAAUCAAAAUAAUCAUCACCAUCAAAAUUAUAUUAUAGCUGCUGCUCCAAAUCAAAUGCCCCCAACUCCGUUGACUCCUGUUGACUUGAAUUAUUCUCAUUCUAUGAUUCCUUCUAAUUUGUUGAUUGGUUCACCGUACUUUGCUGCGUCUCCUAAUCCUAACUCCAAUCAUCAUAAUCAGUAUAUUUAUCCUCCACCUCCAGUUCCUGUAUCAGUUCAAUCACCCUUACGAUCAGUUCAUUCUCCCUUACGAUCUCGAGCUGGUUCUAGUACGAGUUUAGCAUCAUCUUAUCGUAAUAAGAAUACCACCAAUUAUCAUAACAAUAACAAUAACAAUAAUUAUAAUUAUAAUCAAAAUCAUUCAUCACCAUUCUUAACUCAUUUAAAUAAUUCUAAUACAUCAUCAUGGUCAAAUUCAUCAUAUUCACAAAAUCUCGAUAAUUUAAAUUUAUCUCGAACAGUAAUAUUAAAAAAUAUAUCUGAAGAUGUAUCAUUACAUGAUUUACUAGAUCAAAUUGAUUAUGGACCUAUUGAAUAUUGUAAAUUAUUUUCCAAACAAACUCCUGAUCAAUUACUUGCUCGAGAUCCUUCAUUAUCUCGUACAGUUAAAGUAUGUUAUAUAUCAUUUAUUAAUUCUCAUAUAUCUAUUUUAUUUCAUUUAAAGUAUAAGAAUGGUGCUAAUAUGAGAGCUCUUAAGGCGGCACUUAAGAAUUCUACUCAUCUUAAGAUUCAUUUGAAUGAAAAUAAUAACAAUAAUAAUGCCAAUAAUAUUAAUAAUAAUAAUAAUAAUAAUAGUACUACUAAUAUUCCUGAUAAUGUUUCUGCUACCUCCAGUUCCUCAUCUAAUCAAGACUAUAUCAAGCUCAAGACUUUGAAUUAUAUUUUGGAAUUCAAUGCUACGCGAAGUCUUCUGAUUCGGUUCUCUGUGAAAACGACUCACGAACAAGUGGCCAGUAAAUCGAUUGCUGAAAGGUUAAGUGAUCUUCGAUUAUUUAUUCGUAAUCAGUGUGAGAAAUUUGGAGAUGUUGAAGAGUUUAAGAUUCUGUUGGCUCGUGAGAGUGAUAAGAGAGAAUUAGAAGAUGUUCGAGAGGAAGAAGAAGAAGAGAAGGAAGAGAAGGAAGUAGAAGAAGAGAAGGAAGUAGAAGUAGAAGUAGAAACAGAACCAGUGACUGAACAAGUUAGUGAACAAGUUAGUGAAGAGAUCAGUGAUGAUGUUCCUCUCGAACUUGUAAGUACCACUACUGAUAAAGAUCGUGUUAGUGGACAAGUCAUUGUUCAUUUCACCAGUAUAGAUUCAGCCAUAAAGACGUAUGAAAGUUAUUUAAGACGUAUUCAACAUGAUAUUCAAAGAUUAAUUAAUAAUAAAGAAGGUACGACCAAGAAACGUCCAUCGAAGGACGUUAAUGAAGUGAAUACUAAAUAUGAUAUUAAAUUUAGUCAAGUGACAUUCCAAAAGGAUCGAUGUGAUCGAACUAAAUUAGAUAGUAGUUCAGUAAAGAAACUGACACUGAAUUUGAAUUUAAAUCUGAAUUUGAAUCUGAAUCUGAAUCUGAAUUUAAAUCUGAAUCUGAAUCUGAAUCUGAAUAUAAAUUUGAAUAAUCAACACUUUGAUGGUACCUUACCAUUAACUCAAAAGCAUAUUCAAGAAUUUAAUCAUAAUCAAAUUGAUGAAGUUAGUACUGAAGUUACUGAACGUACAACUAAUGCUACUGCCACAGAAGAAGAAGAAGAAGCUGCUAAAGCUGCUAGUUUAGUUGAAGAUUUAAAUUUAAUUGAUGAUCAUCAAAUUCUUAAGGAUGAACAUUUAGAAUUAUCACCAUCUUUAACUCCUCCUCCAGUAGUUAGUAGUAGUCCAUUACCACCUGAUCAUGAUGCUAAUGAUACAAAUUCAUUUGAAAGUACUUCAACUACAGGAUUCCCCUCCGCAAGAGUAGGGUAUCCAUAUAUUCAAUCCAAUAUAAUAGUUAAUCAUUCUCAAGCUGUAGCAGCUCAAGUUCAUGCACAAGCUCAUGCACAAGCCGUACAAGCAGUUCAAGCCGCUCAAGCUCAUGCUAUGGCCAUUCAAUCCCAACUUAUGGCUAAUCAUCCAACCAUUAAUCCUGAUCCAAUGAAUGUGGGUAAUAGAACCAUUUAUUUAGGUAAUUUACAUCAUAAAUCUACCAUUGAAGAAAUUGCUAAUAAUGUAAGAGCUGGAGGAUUAGUUGAAUGUAUUAAUUAUCAUCCAGAAAAGAAGGUUUGUUUUAUAACAUUUGUUGAUUAUAAAGUGGCACUUAAAUUCUAUUUAAAUCAUCAAGUUCUUCAUCAAUUAAUUAUUCAUGGAUCUGAUAUUACCGUAGGUUGGGCUAAACAACAUAGUGGACCAUUAAAUCGAGAAAUUGCUCUUGCUGUAACGGCCGGAGCUUCCCGGAAUGUAUAUAUUGGUAUUAAAGUAAUUAAACCGGAAGAUGAAGAUUAUGAAAGUUUAAAAUCAGAUAAAUCUAAUAAAAUUAGACUCCCGAAUGAAAUCAUACUUCGAGAAGAUUUUUCCCUUUUUGGAGAACUUGAACAAAUUAAUUUUUAUCAUAAUAAAGAUUGUGGAUUCUUAAAUUUUUUAAAUAUUGCUGAUGCUAUACGAUUAGUAGAAACAUUUGAAAUUUCAGAUUCGGAAUUGGCUAUAGAUCGUUUAACUCAAUUAUUUAAACAUAUCCCAAUUCAAGAUCUUGAGAAAUUCUACUAUAAAUAUAAACCAUUUAAGAUUAGUUUUGCUAAGGAUAGAUGUGGUAAUCAACCGAAAUUUAGUUUUAAAAAGAAGUUUGGUCAUGAAUUAAAUGGUGGAUCAACUUAUCAACUUUAUCAACAAGAACAACAAUUUAGAAGAGGAUAUCGUAAUGGAAGAGAUAAACAUUUUGAUACUGAUACUGAAGAAGAAGUUGAAGUUAAAGAUGAAGAGCCACAACCACAAGCAUCUAAAAAGGUAAUUGAAGAAUCAGUAAUUGAUGAAACCAUUAGUCCUGAAGCGGCUAUGGUAUUUGGAAUCAGUACUGAAUCUCAAUCAGAAGCUGGGGCUGAACAAUCACCAAAAUCAGAAUCAGUUACUCAACCAAAUUCAACUGCAGAAGAGACAGAUAGUAAGAAAACUGAAGCUGUAGAUGAAGAUGAUGAUGAAGAUGAUGAUGAGGACGAUGAAGACGAUGAAGACGAUGUUUCCAUAAUCAUUGGAUCAGAUGAUACUACAUCCACUACGGCUCAUAAUAGUAAUGACUCUAAGAAAGUUCCUAAGAAUUCUCGGAAAUCAUCUAAUUCUCAUCAUAAUCGUUAUGAGAAAAUAUAUCAUUCAUCCACCAACUUACGUAGCUCUAGAAACUCAUCGACUGUUUCACUCAAUUCUCAUUAUGGUAAACUUCAUCAUCUCCAGAAAUAUCCCUCGGCUACAACUCCUUAUGUUCAACCUCAACCCAUGUUCUUCUAUCCUGUAAGUGCACAUCCAUCCCUCUCUCGAGUUAAUAGUUCAGGAUCUAUCAGACAACCAUAUAUGUUACCUACUCCAACGUAUGCAGUUCCACCUCCACAAGGUUAUUUCCCACCCCAAUAUGUUCUGUAUGGUCAACCACAACCACCACUUCAUCAUAUGUCACUGUUACCACUGUCUACUCGACUGUCGGUUAAGAACAUGUCAUCGGGAUCUCAAGUGAUGGCGCAAUAUUUGGCUAAAUCUCAUAAUGAUGGAAUGCUCUAUUCGUUAGCUACUGAAGAUUAUGAUCAUAGUUUUGACUCUUAUUAUAGUCAGUAAAAAAAAAUGUGUUAUGUACGUAAAUAAAGAAAGAUAUAAUGUAUAUUAUUAU